AAGGCGGGCUAGUUUUCCCUGGGCUUGUGGGGAGGUGGGCGGGGCCUCUUCCUGGGCCUAGCUCUGGUUUCCAUGGAAACCACGGGCUUCCCAACUUGUGGCUGCCUGGGCAGGUUCCCAGCCUAGGCCUCAUCGGCUGCUAGUCUCCUCCCCAGACCGCAGACUGCUCUAUCCUCGGCCUCUCCGGGUCCCUCUUUGUGUCUGCCCCUCUCGCUGAGCCUCUGGCCUCCUCCACGGGCCUCUGAUGCCUUCUUCAGGAACCUGGGCCUCUUGCCCUCUGUCCCUAAACUCUAGCCUCCUAGCAAACAGGCCUCCCAAGCUUCUCCCCCUCCCACUCGGGCCUUUCUCGGUUCGUCAGCCGCUCUAGGGCCUGGCAGACCUCCUCGGCCACGCCAGCUGCUUCCUGCCCUGUCCCCCCAAUGGAGACCCCAGGACUCGUGCACGGGGAGGCUGCGCCCUUCUCCACAGCGCUCCGAAGCCUCAUCAACAACCCCCAAUACAGUGAUGUCUGCUUUGUGGUAGGUCAAGAGCAGCAGGAGGUAUUUGCCCACCGCUGCUUGCUGGCCUGCAGAUGCAACUUCUUCCAGCGACUUCUGGGAGCAGAAGCGAGUUCUGGGGUGCCUAGUCCCGUGGUGCUGAGCACGGUGCCCGCUGAGGCCUUCCUGGCUGUGCUGGAGUUCCUGUAUACCAACAGUGUCAAGUUGCAGCGUCACUCCGUGCUGGAGGUGCUGACCGCGGCUGUGGAGUAUGGGCUAGAGGAACUGCGAGAGCUGUGCCUGGAGUUUGUGAUGAAGGUGCUGGAUGUGGAGUUGGUUUGUGAGGCCUUGCAGGUGGCUGUAACCUUUGGCCUGGGACCACUGCAGGAGCGUUGCAUAGCCUUCAUAGAGGCCCACAGCCAGGAAGUGCUCCGGACUCGAGGCUUCCUGGAGCUGUCAGCUUCAGCGUUGCUGCCCUUGCUGCGCAGCGACAAGCUCUGCGUGGACGAGGCCGAGCUGGUUCGGGCUGCCCGGAGCUGGGCGCGCGUGGGUGCAGCGGUGCUGGAGCGGCCGGUGGCUGAGGUGGCGGCUCCGGUGGUGCGAGAGCUGAGACUGGCCUUGCUGGCCCCGGCGGAGCUGAGCGCCUUAGAAGAGCAGAACCGGCGGGAGCCUCUCAUUCCGGUGCGGAGGCCGGGACCCUGGCAUAGAUCUACUCAGCAGCGUGGGGACAAGGUGGAGCAGAUCGUAGAGGCGUGGAAGUGCCACGCUCUGCGGAGAGGAGACACAGCCCGGGGCGCUCCGUGCCGCCGCCGGAGAGGCACCCUUCCUCGGGAGCAUCACCGCUUUCUGGAGCUGCCCUUCAAGUGACCCAGGGCUAGGACUUGUGAGGACUCUUGGGUCUGCGCGACUCGGUCUGCCAAACUACAGCUCCCGACAUGCUCGGCGCUCGGAGCGCUUCCGUUCCCAGCACGCCCCGCGAGCGGCGUGCCGGAAGGGCCGUUCUCUGCGCGCUCUUUGCUUGGGGACGGACGAGGGCGGGACGGUGAGGGGCGAUGCCCGGAAGUCGGAUCUCCUUCGCGCCACUCCCUCGCCCUAUGCCCCAUCCCUGGGCACCUUGGUGCGCCCGGCUGCUCUGACGACACUCACGUCCCUGUUCAGCGCGGCCUCCUCCCCCCCUGAAUACCCCAUGGGCUCAGUGCAAAGUCGAGCGCCCCAUCUUUCCUCUCUGUCCCCGUCGUGUUUCUGAUGUCCGUGGACGCCCCUGCCGGAAACCUGGAUCCCAUCCUUGCCUAAGCUCACACACCUGCCUCGGGUCAUUCCCACCUUUUAAGCGACCUUUCCAGUUGGUUCAGUUCUCUGGCUGCCCUUCCGCCCACGUCUCAGUCUCUGUCCUCACUCCAGCGCCGCCUCACUCCGUUUCCCACGCUGCAGCCAGAACUGUGCUAUCCCGUCAACUCUGCUUCCUUGAUUAAGUCCCUCCGCAUCGCCGUGGCUCUCCAGACCAGAAUACAAACCUAGUUCACCUUCAGGGCACUCAAAACUACCAGCGGUUACUAAAUACUAGCAACCCCUCUCACCCCUUACCUUUACAGAAAUUCGUUUAUCCUGGAGGUACUUACUGCUAAUCCUCUGGCCCCGAUUUACUCUCUUGGUCGUUGAAAGCUGCUCUCUCAUUCGUCAUACAUCUUGUCUUCCAGAGAACCUAACUCUCUCUGGGGAAAAACCCCUGGGGCCUGGAGUCGUGCCUCAUUCAUUUUUUGCUUGUCAGUCUCUAUUGCAUAAUUGGUGCUCUGAAAAUGUCAAGUGAAUGACUUUAUUUCCUUACUUAAAUGCCACUUUAUUCCAUUAAAAAGUUUUAAAGGAGUUGUAAAACAAGAUACCAUCAAUCUAAAAGGGGCAGUAGCCUAUUUAGGAGAAAAUAAAGUUAGAUUUCUGACUCGGGGGGCUUAUAAAAAAUUUAUUGCACACAGAUUAAAAAUGGUUAUUUAGUAUUCUCUCUCCACAUUGAAAAUGUGGUCAUUUAGUGGUACCACUUCAAGGCAGCAUUGUUUGGAUAAUGAAAACUGAAUAUAGACUGUAUGUCUGUAAUAAAGGACUGGCUGAAGUGUGGUGUGUUCCUACAAAACAUAAAAAGAUGGAGCUGGAGUUGUGGCGUAGCAGGAAGCCUCCAUUUGUGACAAAGGCAUCCCAUUUCAGAGUGCUGAUUUGAGCCCCAGCCGGUCCACUUCCUAUCGUUUCCUGUUGACAUGCCUGGGAAGACAGCAAAUGAUGGCCAAAGUAAUUGGACCCCUGCUACUCAUGUGGAGACCAAGAUGGAGUUCCUGGCUUCAGUCUGUCCCAGCCUUCGACCAUCUCAACCAUUUGGGGAGUAAACUAAUGGAUGGAAGAUCUCUUUCUGUCUCUCCCUGUCACUCUGCCUUUCAAAUAAAUAAGCCAUACACACACAUAUAAUUUCCAUGAUUUUGGGGGAAAAAGUACAGUGUAGGCCAAGUAUAGCUGAUUCCUUUUGUUAAAAGCAAAUGUUAGGGGGCCAAUGCUGUGUGUCGUGGGUAAAAGUGCCAUCAUCCAUAUGGGCACUGGUUCGAGUCCUGGCUGUUCCUCUUCUCUGCUAUGGCCUGGGAAAGCAGUGGAAGAUGGCUCACGUUCUUGGGCCCCUGCACCCGCAUGGGAGACCUGGAAGAAACUCCUGUCUCUUGGCUUUGGAUAGGCCCAGCUCUGGCUGUUGCAGCCAUUUGGGGAGUGAACCAGCGGGUGGAAGAUCUGCUCGCUCUCGCUCUCUCUCUCUCUCUCUGCCUCUGACUAUAACUCUGCCUUUUAAGUAAAUAAAUCUUUUAAAAAAAAAAAAAAAGGUGUAGGCGGCAGGGGGGGGGGGGGGGAGAAGAAAAGUUCUUGCCAGCCUUCUGGAGCCAGGAUGCUUGGAGCUCCACUACUUAAAAUUGCUUUUUGAACUGAGUGAAGCCACUUAACCUAUACCUCACUUCCCUUGUUUAUAAAAUGGAGAUAAUAGAACCUGUUAAGUAGGGUUGUCAGGAAAAUGAAACUAGUUUUUUUAAAGCACAUAGACCUUUAAUGGGACAGAUUAAAUACUGUAUAUAUGUUUAGAAAGUAAGUACCAAGUGUUCAUGGGCAAGGCAUUGAUUGGUGGUGUAGUAGGUAAAAGCUACAUCCCAUAAGGGUACAGGUUCGAGUCCUGGCUGCUUCAUUUCUGAUCCAGUUCCCUGCUAAUAGCCUGGGGAAAGCAGGGGAAGAUGCCCAAAUGCUUGGGCUCAGAUGGAGUUCCUGGCUCCUGGCUUUGGCCUGGCCCAGCUCCAGCCGUUGCAGCCAUCUGGGGAGUGAACCAGUGGAUGGAAGACCUCUCUCUAUAACUCUUCCAAAUAAAUAAACUUAAAAAAAAAAAAAAAAAAAAAGCUAAGUAGUCUCACAGAGCUUACAUCCUAGGGGGAAAGAAAUAACAGGAAAAGAGUAAAGAAAUAGUAAAGUAACACCUUGACAGUAGGGACUCCAUUUUGGAGAACCUGAGAUUCCAUUCUGGGAAGGUACCCCCCACCCCACCCCACCGUGAGACUCUGGUCUGAAACUAUGAUCUAAAACAGUCGGACAAUAGUAGUCCACUACAUCACACUUGGCAGAGCAUAGAAACCCCCUAGCUCAAGCUUGGAAGUGGAUAGGCUGCACCUGGGUUAAUGAUAAAAAUGUAAUUUGUCUAUGUCCUACAUAUGAUUAAAACCAAUAUUUGGAUUAAUGUCAAGAUUAUAAUUGAAAUUGUUAAGAUUGUAACAUAUUGUCAAGAUUAUAAUUGAUACUAGUUUCACAUGGGUUUUAGGUGAGCUUAACCCCAGUAACCAUGUAUUCCCCCUGAUCCUAGCAACCAUGUAUUCCCCUCCCGAUUUUGCAGUUUUUGCCUUUAUAAACACUGUUACUUUGGUCUUCGGGGUCGAGAGUUCUUUAGGGCAUGAGCCCACUCUACUGCCGGCAAUAAAGGACCAUCAAAUUUUAUCAACGUGU
Messenger RNA from Lepus europaeus (European hare), 4481 nucleotides. RefSeq names its product BTB domain containing 19 (gene BTBD19). Lineage: Eukaryota; Metazoa; Chordata; Mammalia; Lagomorpha; Leporidae. The coding region runs from base 420 to 1343 and encodes 307 amino acids. Gene Ontology annotation, molecular function: protein binding. The transcript has 8 exons. The record is from RefSeq and is a predicted model, not a curated record.